AUGCGAGAAUUGCGAUACCCGCUGGAUGCAUUGCUCAAAAAUGACACCAAAUUUGUUUGGACACGGGAGUGCGCAAAUGCUUUUAACAGGUUCAAAGACCUGUUAGCAUCCGACUUGCUGCUGACGCACUACGACCCGAAUGCAGAGAUAGUGGUCUCUGCCGAUGCAUCGUCGGUUGGACUAGGCGCGACCAUAAGCCACAGGUACGCGGAUGGCUCGCUGAAGGUUGUUCAGCACGCAUCGAGAGCCCUUACGAAGGCUGAAGCAAAUUACAGCCAAAUUGACCGCGAAGGUUUGGCGAUUAUAUUUGCUGUGAAAAAGUUUCAUAAGAUGCUGUUUGGGCGCCACUUCCGAUUGCAAACCGAUCAUCGACCCUUGUUGCGGAUUUUCGGGUCACAUAAGGGUAUACCAGUGUACACGGCAAAUAGGUUGCAGCGGUUUGCAUUGCAGUUGCUGAUGUAUGAUUUUACCAUCGAGUACGUGCAAACCGAUAAGUUUGGCAAUGCGGACGUGCUCUCAAGGCUGAUACACGAGCACGCAAAACCGGAUCCGGAAUACAUAAUCGCAAGCGCUGAGUUGGAAAAUGAUGUAAGUUCCAUAGCAUCAUACUGUAUUAAUAUAUUUCCACUCAAUUUUAGAGACGUUGCGAAGGCCACGGAGUCCGACCCUGUCCUGAAGAAGGUUUACGGAUACAUCAUGGAAGGGUGGCCCCAAAAUGUCGCAUAUGCUGCAGAGCUGGCUUGCUUUUACCACAGAAGCGAAGCCCUAACCACGGUCCGUGGUUGCAUUUUGUUUGGGGAAAGAGUGGUGAUCCCUAGCAAGCUGCAGCAGCGUUGCUUGAAGCAACUACAUGAAGGGCACCCCGGUAUCCAGCGAAUGAAGUCGAAGGCCCGGAGUUACGUGUACUGGCCAUCCGUUGAUAAGGACAUAACGGAGCACGUAAAGGGAUGCCAUGCUUGUGCGAUAGCGGCAAAGACUUCACCUCGCGAAAAACCUGUUCCCUGGCCAGCGACACAGAAACCUUGGGAACGUAUUCACAUCGAUUUCGCUGGGCCAAUCGAUGGUGACUAUUUUCUGAUCGUGGUAGACGCGUUUACCAAGUGGCCAGAGGUGAUACGAACGCGAAGUACCACAUCAGCAGCAACGAUCGCGAUACUGAGGUCAAUCUCUGCGAGAUUUGGAUACCCGGAAACGAUGGUGAACGACAACGGGCCACAAUUUGUCAGUGCUGAGUUUUCGGAGUAUUGCAGUAGUCGCGGUAUACAGCACGUCACAACUGCGCCAUUCCAUCCGCAAUCGAAUGGGCAGGCGGAGCGCUUUGUUGACACCUUCAAGCGGUCGAUGAGGAAGAUCCAGGAAGGGGGAACAACGCAGGACGAAGCGCUUGACGUUUUUCUGGCGAGCUACCGGUCAACCCCCAACGCUAUUUUGCCGGACAUGCAGUCGCCAGCUGAAGCCAUGCUAGGCAGAAAAAUGCGAACAGCGUUGGCACUGCUGAAACCUCCACCUGCAGCGCAAGCAGAACCGGCCAACUUGGAUAGACGAUUUCAGCGCGGUGACCUCGUCUACGCCAAGUUCUAUACGCGGAAUUCAUGGAAGUGGGUUCCGGCGCAAAUCAUACGAGAGUUGGGCAGCGUUAUGUUCGAGGUGCAGACGAACAAUCAACGGGUUCACAGGCGCCAUGUGAACCAGCUGCGAAAACGUGAUUCGGCCGUGGGGGCUUCCAGCGAGGACGUGGACAUAGAUCAUUUGCCGUUUGAUCUGCUGACGGACAGCGCGGUAGCGGAAUCGAGUUCUGUUCCCUUGACGGACCAUCAAACUAGCGCGUCACCCACACAACCAUCUCCACGCCCAAUCCCGUUCGCUACUACAAAACGCCAGCAGCCGAUACGGUCGCCACGCCGGUCUUCUAGGCUUAGAAGACUUCCGCGUAGGCUCGAGGGGUAUCGUCUGUAA
Anopheles arabiensis is the source of this 1956-nucleotide messenger RNA. RefSeq lists its product as uncharacterized. Gene Ontology annotation, biological process: DNA integration. The transcript has a single exon. The record is from RefSeq and is a predicted model, not a curated record. Lineage: Eukaryota; Metazoa; Arthropoda; Insecta; Diptera; Culicidae. Gene Ontology annotation, molecular function: nucleic acid binding. Bases 1 to 1956 code for a protein of 651 amino acids.